CACGUGAAUGUUUUCUAUUAUGUGGUGCUCCCGUUUCUGUUGUCACUUUUGGUGUCCUAGGUGGUGCUGGCCUAAUAUUAUUAGCAUGGCAGAACUUUAUGGGUGGUCAUAAAGCUCUCAGUAGUACAAAGGGCACGGACUCUACUAUACCUAAAGACUUUGAUAAAUUUGAAAAUGAUGAUAUUAAUAACAUAAUAGUUGGUUAUCUUUUUAUUUUGUGUUCUGUUUGGUUGUCUGGAUAUAAGCGAACAAUGAAGAAAAGAUUAGCCGCUGAUGUAGGUGGAAAUCGCCGGUUAACAGCUAUUGCUGUGCCACUUGGUGCUGUUCUGAUAUCACCAUUGGCUUUUGUCCAAUAUCUUAUGUAUUCAACAAAUUGUAUAAUGAACAUUAAAACUACCAUCAUGAUGUUUGGAUGUUUAGGAAUUGGUUUAAUAAUAAUUGAUUAUUUUGUUAGUCAUUCUGUCAGUAUUCAUGCUUCUCCACUCUUUCAUGUCACAACUGGUUGGCCUUUAUCUAUUGGGAGUGCAAUUUUAUUGGGACUUCUUUGGUUUUAUGGAGAAUUUUCAAUAAUAGAUAUUUUGUUGUGCGGCAUUAUGUUUCCUGGAAUUUAUAAUCUGAUAGCGUCCGAUGUACGGUACGCUAAUGAAACUCAAUUUCCAUCUCCCGGAAUUGGUAACAGAGCAUUCGAACUUCCACUUCAUAGUAGUGUAAGUUCUGCGAAUAUUUCGAUUAAAGGUUCUGGUGUUAUAGAAUCUUUAGGUGUUUAUUUCAAGACAAUAAUGGAUAAUGAUGACUCCAGACAAAUAUUUUAUUUUCUUUUAUUGAAUUUAAGCUAUAUGCUUGUCCAAAUGGUCUAUGGAAUAUGGACUAAUAGUUUAGGAUUAAUUUCUGAUGGUGAGUUUUUGGUAUACAUGUUUAGUUAUCGUUCUAUUAUUUUGAGUUCUUAUUAUUAA
Messenger RNA from Racocetra fulgida, 953 nucleotides. NCBI's taxonomy places the organism in Eukaryota, Fungi, Glomeromycota, Glomeromycetes, Diversisporales, Gigasporaceae. The record is from the annotation of a GenBank genome assembly.